Messenger RNA from Mugil cephalus (flathead mullet), 4797 nucleotides. It is a transcript of the gene abi3b, whose product is annotated as ABI family, member 3b. Lineage: Eukaryota; Metazoa; Chordata; Actinopteri; Mugiliformes; Mugilidae. Gene Ontology annotation, molecular function: SH3 domain binding. The transcript has 8 exons. Bases 2365 to 3381 code for a protein of 338 amino acids. Gene Ontology annotation, cellular component: lamellipodium. The record is from RefSeq and is a predicted model, not a curated record.
CUUUGGAUCUAAACGUGACAAUCUAGGACAGGUGGGAGCCCAGUGAUAACCUUUAUCUUAUUAGAAGGUCUCAGAUGAGCACAAUGGAGUCUAUCAUAUGAUAAACUCACAAAUAUGAUCUUUUCCAUGUCCAGAUUCCGGUGAAUAAAAAGUGGGUUACAACUAAAGCAUCAGUUUGAGUGUGUAGUAACGUCUGAACGGGUGGCAGUGGUGCCCAUUUCAGGAUCAGGGAGAAAAUGACAUGGUGUCUGAGACCGAUGAGGCAGCAGGGAGGUAAGUAUAGCGCAUUUUCUCUUUCUUCAGCUGCUCUACGGUGUAUUAUAUAUUUUGGCCAUAUCCUGUAGGAAGGGCACAGUGAGGUAAAAGAUGCUAUGUCUUUAUUACCAGCAUUAAGUCAUGCGGAACAUCUACUGAAAACAUUUACUACUGCACAACACAAAACAGAGGACAGAAAUUGUGCUUGUUUUAAGACCUUAUCAAUGUGUAUAUGUUGAUGAACGUUGGGCGUGCUCAGCCAAAGCGAACCAAACCAAUGUAAUCAUUGUAGGAGUAAAACAGAUAUGAAUAGUUUAUUUCAACACUUCAAGUCGUCAAGUCGUCAUUUCCAUAGAAGAAAAAUUACAUGAUUUCAUCAUGAUAUUAUUUUGUGUAUAAAAGUCAGCAUGACUCUAAGAUUGUGCUGAGCACAGAGAAAAUGAUUGAGCAAUAAAGAAAUAAAGUCAUCCAAAAUCACUUAUAAAGAUUGGGCUUCAUAUAUAGUGAGCUACAAUAAAAACUGAUAAGAGCACAAUAUAGCAAACGCUAUCAGUCAUAGCCAGACUUUCAAAGGACUGGGGCUCAAGUAAACAAAUGCUUAAAAAAAACAGUUUCUAAUAAUGUCCUUGGUGUUAUCGUGAUAACGGUUGGGCCACAUCUUCUGUAAACUGAUAAUCAAUGUAAUGAGAAAAUAGAUGAUUAAUGAGAGAAGCUGAGAUGAAGGAGAAAAGGCAGACAUUCACCAAAACAGAGAAAUAGCUUUCUUUGUGAACUUUCCUUAAAGCUUCAUUACAAAGUGACAGAAGAUUCAUAACACUGUGAACAGUGUUUUGACUUCAGAAUAAGCCUACAACAGAUUCAGUACAGGUUGUGUGGAUCAAAGUUAGGAAUAACUUGAUAAGCGCCUACAGCCACAAGCAUCGCGGUAUGCUGAGCCAAAUGCUAACGUCAGCAUGGUGAUCAAAUUACAGUGAUGACCGCAGCUAACUGAUUUUUAACAGCUUUCAUCUUUACCCUAUUCAUCACCUAGAGGCCAUGGUGACUGGAGCGACAUCAGUUUUGCAGGGACUGUAUGAGUGCAACCUCACAAGGACGUUACCAUGAACAUUCAUCACUCCCCGUUUCUGACCCUUCAUUUUCUGUCAUAUAUCUGUUAUUGGCAAUCCAAGAACUGCACAAAAACCUUCUGUAAGCUGUAGAGCUGCAGCAUGCAAACCGUCAAGAAGACCUUUCCUUUUUUUGGCGCAAUCAAGCAUCAGCACUGGGCUACGUCCAAAUCUAGUUCUUAUUUUCUUCGCUCGCAUCAUGGCUCAGCUGGAUGCUGUUAGAUGUCAGAUGACUAUUUUCUGGAAGCACGAGAGCAAACAGAAAUGACUUUAACAACUGGUGUCACAGGACUAUGAGCUUUCGCACAAACAAAAAAAAAAAAAAGAAGAAGAAAAAAGGAGGAUGUUGGGGAAUUCAAGUUGUUUAUACAGGAUAUCUCGAACAAUACAAUGCAAUUUACCUUGGCCAAGCAUUUGUCUAUUUAUGGAAGAAUGUUCCACAACAUCAUACUGUGUAGCUGAUGAAUGAUUAAACUAAUUAUAAAAUAUAACUGAUAACUUUUCACUAUUUGCAGCGUUGGCCACUGUCAUUACUGUCUAGUUCAAUCGGUGCAUAGUGCAAUAAACGUGAGUCGAUCGACAAGCCGGAGGAGUAGCUUUUCUCUAGGUUGCACUGACCUCUAGUGGCUGUCACAAGUAAUACAAAUGGAUGCCAUCCGGACUCCUUAUACUUGGUGUCAUAUUAUAGGUAUAUCUUCUCCUAUAAAUUCUUGCACAUGUAAACGAGCAGCAUAUAAAACACUGGCUUUACUUGGAUUCGUGAACACGGAUGCAUGUGUUAGUGGCUGAGCAGUCCCACCUUCUGCAGCCCUGCCAGCUGAGACCAGCUGAUCCAAAAUCUUCGCCCUGCGGUGUUUUCCGCGUUCACCGCCCCCCGUACACCUCCCUGCCUCGACUGAGUCCUGCCAAAAAAAAAAAAAAAAAAAAAUCUACCCCAGGAGGGGACGACUUAAAAGGAAGUUUUAAGUAGUGUGUUUCUCCAUAUUUUUCGUUAGCCGCACCGAUGGGAGAAAUGACGGAGCAAAAGAACCUUUCAGAAGUUAUUGCUCAGAUUUUUCAGGAGGCACCAGCAGCCAGGAAGGGUCUCACUGAUAACCACAACAACCUCUACCGAGUGGCGGACUACUGCGAAAACAAUUACGUUCAGGCAGAUGAUCCCAGCAAGGCUAUGGAAGAGGCGAAGGGUCUGGCCGCCCAGGCGCUGGCCAGUGUCACCUACCAGAUCAACAGCCUGGCCAGCUCCGUGCUCAGGCUACUGGACUCACAGGCCACGCAGAUCAAACAGAUGGAGUGCUCCGUCAACAUGCUGUCAUUGGCUGCGGCCAUCCACUACGAGAAGGUCGCCAGGAAAGAGAUCGGCGCUUUUACCACUCCCAAAAACAAGACUCGCUCCAAGCUCAUGACCCCGCCGCCUGCAGGCAAGGAGCCGGAGAGAGGCUACACCAGAGCGCCAAUAUCCUACUCCGUCUUGGACUCCGUCGGGCACUGUUUUCACGUCACUGCGCAGCAGCCCAGGACGAGAGCAGGGACGACGGAGAGCAUUCAGAGCACUGCAGACAUCCCUGUAUCCAGUUUUGGCAUCGCCGUGCCUCCACCCUCCGUCCCCACCCUGCGAACCAAACCCACCAACAGCGACCCGCCGCCCCCUCCUCCUCCACCUUCUGCCAGUGCGGACCCCGGCCUGCUUUCACCUUCUCCUCCUCCUCCUCCUCCUCCAGCUCCCACUUCCCUCAUGGACGCUGACCUCCCUCCUCCGCCCGCCUUAACCUCGCCCACGAAUCUUCCCCCACCGCCGCCGCCGGUAACCAACAGCGCCUGCCCGCCUCCACCUCCACCUCCUCCUCCAGCAGCUGGAGGUGCCCCUCUGCCUCCCCCGCCUCCACCACCACCAGUGUCAGGAACUUCCCCUCCUCCUCCUCCUCCUCCUCCUCCUCCGCCAGCACCCCUUCACACUGGCACCUCUGGUGUUGUGCCACCGCCCCCUCCACCACCUCCCCCACCUCCCCCUGUCUUACGGUAACGUUACAGUUCCUUUUAUUGGAGGAUAGUUACGCAUUUGUAACGGUCAGCUACUAACAGACUGUGAUGGGGCACGCUGGUUAAAACUUGUGCCUCCUUAAAUAUAUAUAUAUACAUGUAUUUUCACAGCAGUUGCACAACAACAUUAAGUGUGAAUAAAAGCUUAAAAAAAACGCAUGUGUAGUGGUUUAAUAUUGAACUAUCACAUCUAGUCUGAAUGGUUGUGAAUGAUCCUGAUUUUCUUUUUUUUUGUGUUGGCACGGAGAGCUUCUGUAGAAAUUCUUUAGACAUGUUUCAACAAUACCUGGACUGCAUUCUUCUAAAACAAGCUGAAACAAGAAUUCUUGUGAUUCCUUGUCAUAUUUGUGUGUGUGUGUGUGUGUGUGUGUGUGUGUGCAAUCUGAUUUCCCUUCCUUAAUGUGUCAUUUCAUAAUCACAGUCGAUGUAGACACAAGUGGCCUUUAGCCCGACAACACCAACUGUUUACGCCACUGUGUGGCGGGAGCAGAUAAGUCGCUUUCGUCGCAGGUUGCAACCACAGUGAGUUCCGCUGCUUCAGACUGUUCAGUCAGGCUAUAAAUUGUCUGCUGCAACUCAAAGCUCUACUUGGCCUGCGCUACAUGGCUGGUAGAUGAAGGUGUGAAUAUAAAACUACCAUGGUAGUGUAUUAUCCUACUAUUGAGAUUCCUCUGUUGUGCUUCUGUAUCGGCUUGUGGAUAUUUUGCUGCCAUCUUGCAAAGAAGCGCAGAGAAGCAGAAAGCUGCGCUCUGAGGUCCAGAAACACUCCGUCUGUGUACAUCAUCCCUAUUUAUACGGAAGACCUGGAGGACGAGGAGCAAGAGGAAGAAAUGGACGUAAAUGAGGCGUUUAGUCCCUUGUACUCUGACAGAAAUUUCGGAGAACCCCCUCCAUACACGCUCGAACCGCCGUCCUAUGGAGACCCACCCCCGUCCUACAUGGACCCUCCAGCGUACUCGGAGCGCCCCUGACCCUUGUCAUCUUCACCCUCUCCAAACACCCUCCUGCUCCUGCUGUUCUUCUCAUAACGCAGCAGACUCCUAAGAUCAGGCCGAUGGAUUCUGAGCUCAUCGCACGAAACCCUAAAAAAAAAAGACUGGUCUCGUGCCAACCUGCAUUUAUAAAAAAAACUGCAAGAUUAAAAAAAAAAAACAUUGAGGCCAUCAGACAUUUUACUACCAACUGUUUUUUGCUACAUUGCAAGGAUUUUGGUUUGGUUCAGUGCCUUUGCAUCUGUAUGUGUUGUGCAUAAUUUCUGUAUAUGCAGCCUUUUCUACUGUAUAGUUUUCCAUGUUACAUAAAUGUUCUUCCAAGGUAUAUUAACUUAAACACAAGACAUCUCUGCUGUUUUCUACCUGAUGAAAUGGUAUAUAAAAUAAAAAAUGCAAGUUAUACUAAC